Molecule: messenger RNA, 567 nt
Organism: Trichoplax adhaerens
Lineage: Eukaryota; Metazoa; Placozoa; Uniplacotomia; Trichoplacea; Trichoplacidae
Exons: 7
Coding region: 1-567 (188 amino acids)
Molecular function (GO): protein binding
Source: RefSeq, a predicted model, not a curated record
AUGGCACAUCAAGAAUCCAAUUCUACAUGGAGCAAAGACCUAGCCAAUAUACAGAAAGACAUUGCUAUCACCGUUAAAGAACUUACAAGAGAAAAAGAAUUAAUUAAUUAUAAAUAUGAAGAAUCUAAUACAUUUAAAGAUAGAGCACGACAAGAUCUUGAGGAUAAAAAUUCCAACUGUUAUCGCUAUAUUAUAACGAGACCAAUCUUUCCGUAUCAAGCAGCAUACACCUCCGUGGGAAGUCUAUAUUCUGAUUGCAACAUCCGUUUACCUGGUGCACUCAUAAGUGAAAGGCAUUGUUACUUCGAAAUUAGCGGUGAUAAAAUUACCGUCACUCCGACAGAAAACUCAGCCACAUACGUCAACGGUGAAUUACUUAAAGAAAAGAAAGUCCUACAUAAUGUAGGGAUUAAAAUUCUGAAUGAUAAAAUAGUCUUUGGUGAUCAAUUCUUUAGAGUAAAUUGUUCCAGAAGACGUGCAUUGAUUUUAACGCAACCUACAACAGUUGGAUCAAUUACAUUUAAACAUGCAUAUCAGGAGCUGUUAUCCAAACAGCUGGAAAAGUAA